Messenger RNA from Aspergillus alliaceus, 3120 nucleotides. RefSeq names its product M3 family metallopeptidase. The coding region runs from base 241 to 2370 and encodes 709 amino acids. Gene Ontology annotation, cellular component: mitochondrial intermembrane space. Lineage: Eukaryota; Fungi; Ascomycota; Eurotiomycetes; Eurotiales; Aspergillaceae. The transcript is spliced from 5 exons. Gene Ontology annotation, biological process: proteolysis; peptide metabolic process. Gene Ontology annotation, molecular function: metalloendopeptidase activity. The record is from RefSeq and is a predicted model, not a curated record.
CAUUGCUUUGCAUAUAUUCGAAUCCUUGCACACUAUUGGGGUUCCCUGCUGCCCGACUGGACUUGACACCCUACCUCAAUCAAUCUAAUACGUCAACCUGAAGCAACAAGUCCCACAUAUACCAGUGACGCCCGGCAACUAUCACGAAUACACCAUCACAAACCCCCAAAACAGAGUUCCUACUACCCAAAAACAACCCUUUGACUUCAAACCACCCCUCAUCUAAGAGCAAAACUAACUAUGGCCCUCCCCCAGCCUCUUCCCAAAGUCCCCAGCACCGAUGAAAUCGUCCCAGCAAUGCAACGCAUCAUUUCCCAAUACAACACUGUCAGAAAAGUAAUCCUCCAGACCGUCACCCCCUCUACUGCAUCUUUCGACAAUGUCUUGUAUCCUUUAGCCCAAGUUGAAAACAGCGUGCAGGGCGAGCACGGAAUGAUCUAUAUGCUACAAUACGGGUCCCCGUCACUAGCCACACAGGAGGCAUUCAACCAGGCGCACAAAUUAUUCGUCGAGGCUCAGGCAUCGUGGACUAUGGACGAGAGGUUUUUCAAACUCCUCCGGGCAGCAAGGGAGAAUCCAGAUUUUGAGAGGUUGGAUGUUGAAUCGAGGCAUUUAUUGGAGAAGGAGCUGUUGAGUUACAGGCAUGCGGGACAUGGGUUGUUGAGUCCAUCUGAGCUGGAGGAAUAUUCAAAACAGAGGAUGGAGAUCGCGAAUCUAGAAAGGAGGUUUCAACAGAGUUUGGCGCGGGAGAAUGGGGGUGUUUGGUUUACUUUGGAUGAGCUGGAUGGGUUGCCGGCGGAGGAAUUGGCGAAGUGGAAGGAUGGGUCAGGAGAGAGAUCGAGGGAAAAUCAGACGAGUACAGGGUUGAAGUUCGUGCCUUUUGCGAAUGGGGGGACAUUUGCUGUUUUGACUUAUGCGAAGCGCUCGGAGACACGCAAGAGGAUGUUCUUGGAGGAUAAUAUGAAGCUGGGAGAGAAUAAGCCGGUUCUCGAGGCGAUUAUCAAACGUCGCGCUGCACAGGCUCAUUUGUUGAAAUAUCCGCAUCAUGCUGCUUUUAGGUUAGAAAGGCGGAUGAUGAAGACCAUGCAGUGGCUAGAGGACUUCCUUGGUCAGCUUCGACAAACUCUUUGUCUCUGUGGGAGAGAGGAGAUCAAGGUGCUACAGCAUCGACGGCUGAAGGAUCUACAGGAGAGUGGACAGUACGCCGAACGACGAGCAGCGGAGAAGUUUCCGCCGUGGGAUAAGAGGUACUAUGAAAGGCUGGUGGAGCAGGAGUUUGAUAUUGACCAAACCACAAUUUCCGAAUUCUUUCCACUGGAGCGAACUGCGACUGGGAUGCUGGACAUAUUUUCCUCUCUUCUUGAACUCCGAUUCGAACCCGUCCCAACCGAGAACCUGAAUGAAGAUGUCAUUUGGCAUGACACCGUACGGGUGUUCUCUGUGUGGGAUACGAAAUGUGGUGGAUUCAUCGGAUAUCUGUAUUUUGAUCUCUUAUGGAGGGAAAAUAAGUAUCGUGGGAAUCAGAGCGUCAAUAUUCAAUGUGGCUAUCUAAAACCUGAUGGGAACAGGCAACAUCCAUCAACCAUUUUAAUGUGUUCAUUCCCAGCAUCAACACCUACAACCUGUGCCUUGCUCAAGCAUCACCAGGUGGUGACUUUGUUUCAUGAAAUGGGUCACGGGAUCCAUGAUCUGUUGGCGAAGACCAGAUAUGUUCACUUCCACGGAUACAGGUUACCACCCGACUUUGGCGAGAUGCCCAGCGUCAUGCUCGAGAACUGGUGUUGGAUGCCGGACGUCCUUAAACGGCUCAGCUGCCAUUACACUACGCUUAACGACAACUACCUAGUGGAAUGGCGAAAGCAACACCCUGGUGGAUCCGAUCCGCCCAAGGAAAUCCCCGAGGAUUUGGUGAACCGCCUGGUGAAGCAUCGCUACUUCAACCGGGGGCUUUAUCAUUUAUAUCAACUUUCGAUCUCAAUCUUCGAUCUACAGAUUCAUAGCCUCAAGGCGCAAACGGAAAUCGCCGAGCUCAACGUCCAGAAGCUCUGGUAUGACCUCCGAGAGGAGAUAGAGGGAAUGGACUUUUCCGAGUGCAGAGACGGGUUUGCAUUUGGAACGUUUACCCAUCUGACAGCGGGUUAUGAUGUUUGUUACUACGCUUAUCUGUGCUGCACGGCAAUGGCCCAGGAUCUAUUCUUUUCCGUGUUUGCCGAAGCCCCGUACAAUAAGGACUCUUGGGAUAGAUAUCGUCGCCACAUCCUGGAGCAAGGUGGAAGUCAACAGGAUUUACUGAAAAUGUUGGAGGAUUUCCUGGGUCGCCCACCAAAUAUGAAUGCGCUCGUGGAAGGGCUGGCACGGGGAGCGAACUAGCUGUAUAGCUCUCCAGUUAACGGGUUUUGCUACAGGUUAGGAAAACCAGGGGGGUGCACCUUUACUGUCCCGUGAUCUGGAUGAAUUCACUGGAAGCAAAGAAAGGGGGAUAUGAUCAGCUUGGCCAGCUCAGCAACCGGUCAAGGCUGACAGCAGGAAAGGAGCCUACGAAGUGGAGGCGACAAGAGGGGGGAGGCGCAGCCGUUAUUUCCGAUGGGAAAAGAGAAAGGGGGGGAGGAGGUUUUAUGGUAGCAGCCAUACGGACAAGUGAAACGAUGGCAGCAACCGGAGGGGUGCAGAAUAAGGGAGGGCAUCUAGGAGGAAAGAAGAAGUUGGGAGAGAGGAUGGUUCGAACAGCGAGGGGACGGUUCUUAUAUACUACCAGAGGUCACGAUGAGGGGCGGACAGCCGGCGUAUCGGGAGGCCAAAACUAACCACAGCAGGGAACUCACAGGUCCUCGCUUUACAAUAGCGACAGGGUGGUCAAUGUCUUCCCAAUCAACAAGCUACCAAGGUCAAGCAUUUCAUGAAAUUCAUUUUCGGAAAAAUCGAUCGACGGAAUGACAAGCAGAAAAGGCUCAGAGAUUUGCACUGCGAUAUGACGAUAUUUUGAGUACUACGUUACAAGGUCAAGGAGAUUUAUCAUAUGCCUUCAACACAAUUUGACUUCCUCGUUAAAAGCAUCCCCGAAUUUGUACAUCGUUGAACAACUGACCUUCCUUCCACUGGCAAUUACACAGGCAUCAGCAU